Gastrolobium bilobum is the source of this 1394-nucleotide messenger RNA. RefSeq lists its product as uncharacterized. The transcript has a single exon. Lineage: Eukaryota; Viridiplantae; Streptophyta; Magnoliopsida; Fabales; Fabaceae. The coding region runs from base 204 to 1073 and encodes 289 amino acids. The record is from RefSeq and is a predicted model, not a curated record.
AGUUGAAACCCCUCCCUCCAAAUUAUAUAGUCUCUGUUAUUCUCUCUCUCAUCCUCAUACAUCUCACGACUCCACAAUCCUCAAAUUUUAAAUCAGUUCCUUUACCCCUGCCUACUUCUUGUGUACAUAACACCUCUCUCUCUCUCUAUAAAUUUGACAUUUUCUCUGUUUCGAUAAGCCAUUCUGAGGGUUCAAGAACUGCGAUGCUACAGGUGGAUUUGGAAACACUGGUUUCAGCGUGUGCCGGCGGAUCCAGCGAUCGGAAAAUUGCCUGCGAGACCCUCGCCGACGACCACAACACGGAUCAGCCGGAGCAUCACCCCGAUUCGCCGCCGGAGUCGUUUUGGCUCUCGAGGGAUGAGGAGUACGAUUGGUGGGAUCGCAACGCCGUUUACGAGCGGAAAGAGUCCACCAAGGGUAACUCCAAUUCCACCAAUUUGAACCCUAACUCCAAUUCCAAUUCAAAUUCUCAGCGUUUCUCUUUGAAUCUGAAGUCCAAGGCAGGCAUCAUUGGCUUGCCUAAGCCUCAGAAACCUUCUUUCGUCGACGCCAAGAACCGUCGUAACCACAAGCCCAGCAACAUUAGGUUGUUCCCGAAGCGGACCGUGUCCGUCGGGAAAACCGGGUCCUCGCUCGUCGAACCGUCCUCGCCGAAGGUGUCUUGCAUGGGGAGGGUCAGAUCAAAGCGCGAUCGAAAUCGCAGGUUGAGAAAUAGCCGAAGGUCCUCCGCCGGCACAGACACUGCCGCCGCCGCCUCAGUCGCCAAAGAAAAACCGGCGAAAAGCGGAAAAAAACCUGGUUUCUUCGACAAUUUUCGUGCUAUUUUUCGCUCCGGUCGCAGGGAAAAACUCGACCGGAAAACCGAUACUCCGGCGGCGGAUUCAACUGUAACGAAGAGCGUCAAGCGAGAUAGCACGGCAAGCGUGAACGACAUGUCGUUUGCGGAGUCGGUCUCGAGAAAUAGCGUGUCUGAGAGUGAACCGCCCGGUUUGGGUGGUAUGAUGCGGUUUACGUCUGGGAGGCGGUCUGAGUCGUGGGGAGUAGGUGAUCCAGAAAUCCACGUGGCACAUUAGCAUUGGUGAAGGUCAGCGUUUCGGCGAUGACAACCACGAAGUGGGGCCCUUCGCCAUUCGGUCAAGCAAUCGAUAUAAAAAUCUCGCCACUGGCGAGUCUUAUGUGUGGGGCCAUAGCGUUAGAAGUCGUUCCAUGGUGACGUGGCACGUUGAACAACGAAAUAGACUUGAUAACUUACUACUGUUGGAAAGGACAUCCUAUUUAUUUUUAUUCUGUGAUUGAAUAUGCUGGGUGUUUUUCUCACUCUAUUCUAUUAUUAUAGAAACAAAGUUUUGUAAAUAUAGACAUAUAAUGAGUGUUUUUUUUUUUUUUUUUUUAAA